UAUGAUAUUUUAAAAAAGUAUACGGUGCAUACAAUUAUGGCAUUUCUUUGCAUAACAAAAGACGUAUUUCUUUAUUACGGCUGCUUUCCUUUUAGGGAACACAAUAAGCAUUGUUCUAUCUUUUUUUUAUGUUUAAUGAGUAACAAAGAACGAUAUACUUGUGUCGAUUGUGUUCCCUAAAAGGAAAGCAGCCUACAUUAUUCGGUCUGUAAUGGUGCUGAAUUGGAAUUUUUCCAUGACUUAAUAUCUAGCUCAUAUAAACAAUCCGUCAACAUUUUUGUCUGUCUUGAAACACAAUUACUAGUCAGAUGUUAAAAAGCAUUUAUAUUAUAAGAUCCCCUUUUCCCGAAAAACUGUAAAUGAUUUAUUGCAAGAAAUAAUUUCUCAGCCAGGAUGGUCAGGCCUGACUGAGGUAUUAUUUUUCGCAGUGUAAAAAGAAUCAUAUUUUAAAAAAUCAUAUUUAUUCAUUAAUCUACAAAAAAUUUAGGUAUCAAUGUUACAAUAUAUUAUAUGGCGCAUUUCGCUGCGUGCGUGCGCACGAUUAAUUAUACGUUUCUGUAAUUCAUAAACUUUAUUGUCUCGCAAAUCUGUAAUAUAUAGCGAUGUAUUUGCUACAACAUAAUUGAAACUUUGUUCGAUCCCUUUUUUUAUAUCUGCUUCAUUUAUAUUUGAUAUCUGAACAUCUUUAGUGCUUCGGUAUUCUCUUUAAUUUCAUUGGAAAGUUUAUCAACCGCCACUCAUAAAGUGCCGGACGGUGGCGGUCCCUCGCAAGGAGAAAGCGUAACAUUCGUAUAACCGCGUGGUGCGCUCCCCCUCGAGUUGACGAGAGCGUGUGGUGCCAGGAUUGCCAGGCGCCAGCGUGCGGCAGCGCGUACGGUGUCGGUGUACGAGCCACGAGCACGCAAGCGGCAAGCAGUAGCGGAGUCGCCGUCGUGCGAGUUCGCCGUUGGGCGAGUCGAGUCGAGUCGAGUCGCGCGCGCGCACGAGAGAGGAGACAUACGGGAACCACACGGACGAACGCUUGGUUCGACUCCGGUUUCGCCGCUGGCGGCUGGGCUGGCUGCUCUCUGAAGGGUUAGUUCGGUUGCCCUCGUCCUCGUCGUCGCCGUAUGCGCGUCCCUCGUCGGCGCGUCGCCGUCGGCCAUUGUCCCUGACAUGGAAGCCUACCAAAAUGGCAGAGAUCGUGCAGAUGUUUUUGUUCCUAUAUAAGUCAAAGUACCGUCGGAAACGCCGUCGCGGCACCGACAGCGACGGCGACGACGAUCACGAUUGCGACCGCGGGCAAGAUCGUGACCGACGGUGGCGGUGUCGAUGUCGGUGCGGCCAUGGAAGCAGCGGCAGCGCGGCCGCGACGGUGCCGUGGGCGCCGUUCCUCCUGUGGGCGGCGCUCGUCUGCUGGGUGGUCCACGUAAGCGCCGCCGCGUCCGCUUCCUCCUCGUCGUCGUCGUCGACGUUGGACGCGGGCUGCGACCCCGAGACCUGCAUCAACGGCGACUGUGUCAACGGCACCUGCGUGUGCCGCGAGGGCUGGCAGGGCGCGCACUGUCAAUUCUGCGGCGGAAAAGUCAGAUUAUCGGACAGUAUUGGGAGUAUUCACGACGGCUUUGGAAACUACACGGCGGACGUGAGGUGUUCCUGGCUGAUCGAGAGCGACCCGAACACGAAGAUACGGAUGCACGUGGAGCAAUUCGCGACGGAAUGCGGCUGGGACCAUCUGUACAUCUACGACGGUGAUAGUGUCGAGGCGCCGCUUCUGGCCGUCUUCUCUGGUCUGAUGCACAAGGAUAGCUAUCACAUACGCCGCGUGCCGGAAUUAAUAGCGCGAUCCGGCAGCGCGUUGUUGUACUUUUAUUCCGAUAUCGCGUACAAUAUGAGCGGCUUCAACAUUACGUAUAAGCUCAACGCUUGCCCGAGCAGAUACUCCCAUAUCGAUUGUUCCGGCCACGGUGUGUGUAUCGAAGGCACGUGUACCUGUGACGCCAUGUGGACCGGUGAAGCCUGCGACGUGCAAGUAUGUCCGAACAAUUGCUCGUCGCACGAUGGGCAUGGCGAGUGUGAUCGUGAGAGUCAUCACUGCCGCUGUUUUCGCGGCUUCAAAGGUGCGGACUGUAGCCAAAGAAGCGAGGAUGGAUUUUGGGAGAGCGUCACGUACAAGGAUCUACCACCGGAAGGCUCGGCUAGUCACUGUUCCAUCGUUUGGAAGGACUCGCUGUAUGUGGUCGGCGGCGAGAGUUUCCAUAAUGCCAAGAUGAUAUACGUGUACGAUUAUAACGGCAAUGUUUGGGAGACACCUCAUGUUGAGGGCCGAGUGCCGUUACCGCGGUACGCGCAUUCGUGUGUGCUAUUCGGCGACAAGAUAUUCAUGUAUGGUGGCGUGAUGCAGAACUCUACCGUGACCAAUGAAGUCUGGGCAUUCGACGUGUCCGCCAAGGUCUGGGAGAAUGUUACUGUUCACGAUAAUUGCCACAAUAAGACGAUAUGUGGUCCACUAAAGGUAGCCGGGCACACCGCGACCCGGGUACAGAGUCACGGCAAAAAGGAGAAGAUGGUUGUGAUAUUUGGCUAUUCGCCACAGUAUGGUUACUUAAACACCGUCCAGGAGUACUCUUUGGGUACGCGUGAGUGGCAGAUCGUCAAAACGUUUGGCUUCCCGGUAAAUGGUGGCUACGGACAUAGUUCAGCCUAUGAUUCCCUAACAAAUCUUAUUUACGUAUACGGUGGUUACGUGUCGGAGUCACAAAACUCACAUGUUUUGUCCAGUCGGCUAUAUUCGUAUCAUCCUAAUUAUUACGAAUGGCGGAUGCUUACGUCGGCACCGUCGGCGCGUUUUUUUCACACAGCCACUUUUGUUACGGGCGGACUGAUGUUGGUGUUUGGCGGUAAUAUGCACAACGACACGCACUUAUCGCACGGUGCGCGAUGUUACUCAGCCGACAUGCUUGGCUACGAUGUCACGUGCGAUACGUGGCAUCAAUAUACUAUGCCCAAAGACACGAGUGAUCUACCGCGAUAUGGUCACAGUGCGACCAUCUUUGAGAAGUCGAUGUAUAUCUAUGGUGGCUUCGAUGGUGAAAUGCUCUCUGACAUGUUAAGGUAUACUCCCGGUAAUUGUGACGAUUUAACGACUCAGAAUCAGUGCCUGAAUGCCAAGAGAGGCGUGAAAUGCGUGUGGCAUAAUCAAAACAGUAAAUGCCUACCAAUCUCAAAGAUACCGCAGCUCUUGCUCAACCAUAAAGAUUACGACGAUCACGAUAGCAUUUACACGAAAUGUCUAGACAGCGAAUCGCCUCGUGGCAUGACGUCGCAUGAAGAACUUUGUAAACUUUUCACCGACUGCGUCACAUGUGUACAGACCUCAUACAAUUGCGUAUGGUGUGGCAAAAGUUGCUUACAUAAAAAAUGCCGAGAUAUUCCAAAUAUGCCGAAUUUACCUAUCAAGGAAUUGGAUCAGUGUGAUACAAACACCGGCAUCGAAUGUCUACAAUUACACACAUGCCACGCUUGCUCCAGCAAUCCGCGUUGCAUUUGGUCGUGGUCUAACGGACCUGACCGUUGCAAACCACAGUCGAAAAUUCGAGAGGUGAGUGUGUUAAAUGGCACGCUUCAGGCGCAGCAUUUGACAAUGGAUACGUGCCGCAGUCCAUGUGUGGAGUACACGUCGUGCCGCAAUUGCACGGAAUCCGAUUGUAUCUGGUGUCAAAAUCAAGCUAGAUGCAUAGAGAAGAACGCAUACCCAGUCAGUUUUCCAUACGGACAGUGUCGCGAAUGGACGACAGCAGAUACUCGGUGCCGUGCCACAGAGACUGGUAGGGAUUGGUGUAGCUUCUAUUUGUCAUGCGCUGCUUGCAGUGCGGAUCCCAGUUGCGGCUGGUGUGAUGACGGAUCGGGUACCGGAAAAGGUUUAUGCAUGCUUGGUGGAGGUCGUGGCGCCAGCAGCAAAAGUUCGAACAUGUGUUCGCUUGAUCAUUGGCACUUCACAAAAUGUCCAAUUUGUCAAUGUAAUGGUCACAGUAAGUGUCUUCCAAACAGUAGCGUAUGCAUUCAACCAUGCGGAAACUUGACUUAUGGACCACACUGCGAUAAGUGUCUCCCCGGUUAUUACGGUAAUCCACUCAACGGAGCUACGUGUCAGCCUUGCUCCUGUAACAAUCAAGGCACUCAAUGUACGAGCGAGACUGGCAAAUGUUUCUGCACGACUAAAGGCAUUAUUGGUGAUCACUGCGAACGUUGUGACGUAUCUGGUCUUUAUCAUGGAGAUCCUACGAAUAAAGGAUCUUGUUUUUACGACUUGGCUAUUGACUAUCAGUUUACAUUUAAUCUGAGCAAGAAGGAGGAUCGCCAUUAUCGGGCAAUCAAUUUCAAGAAUUCGCCACCGAAAGCCGAAAUUGACGCCGAGUUUUCCAUCACGUGUUCUGUACUGGCGAAGAUGAAUGUAACCAUCAAGAAAGUAAAUAGUCCAGAAAAACCGCUACUGCUCGGCGCAAAUUGCACAACAACCAUGUACAAGCAUCGUUUCAGCAAAGCGGACUACAACUUCGGCAACGAAGAUAACAAUACUCUCACUACGUUCUACGUGUAUGUCUAUGACUUUCAACCGCCACUGUGGAUCCAGAUUUCGUUUUCUCAGUACUCCAAACUGAAUCUACAGCAAUUUUUCAUUACAUUCUGCACAGAUUACAUGACACCGCACAGGUGCUUCCUCGCUCUAUUGCUAGUGGCUGCCAUUCUUUGGAAGAUCAAGCAAAAAUACGAUAUGUAUCGACGAAGACAAAGGCUCUUCCUGGAAAUGGAACAAAUGGCCAGCAGAGCAUUCAGUCAAGUUCUGGUGGAAAUUGAGAGACGCGAUGUUGAUAAUUUGGAUCAAGAACGCAGCGAUGCCGAUUUUACUAAUUGUCGUAAAAAGAAGAAGGAUGCUCCUAGUCCGAUUGCAUUGGAGCCUUGUUGUGGCAACAGAGCGGCGGUUCUGUCUCUGCUAGUCAGAUUGCCGACUGGCGGCGAGCCUUAUACGCCAGCCGGACAGAGCGCUGGUCUAGCCGUGGCGUCUGCUUUGGUGACGCUAGGCAGUCCGCGUCGACCAUCUCAGGAAUUAACGACGAAAGAGCCGAAAAAGACAAGAAAAUCCGCCAGCCAGCAUCCGGACUCUACUUGCAUUUAGCGGUAAAUUGACGAGAUAUCGCGCGAUAGGACGUGACUAUAUUAUAAGCCUUAGAGUUGUUUCUGUGAUCUUGCCCGCGCUUGAAACGGCAGAACAGUCAUCUUCGAACUUUAAACAGAGUGAAGAAGUGCGAACAAUAAUAAUCGCGCCGAGAUUGAAAUGAUGGGAAAACUAUAUGCGAAAAUUUUAUUCGUUGACGUGCGACUGAUCGGUGAAUUCGAACAAUUCAAUUAUUUUGACCGACAAGUUGGAUAAGCGUGUAACAUUAUAUAUAUAUGUACGCGACUUUCCUUAUCGAGUAGAAGGAAACGCCUUUUUGGCCGAGGAACGAAUGGACGGCUCCGACCGGUCACGUCCGCUAAUCAUGGUGAGUAACGUUUUCUUUUUAGACUUGAGAUAUUUUCAUGCGCCGAAAGGGACGUCCAUUUAUCACUCGGCUAAUAUUCGGAACACAAUCGAGUCCCUUUUAAGAAUCUCGAUUAACGAUGUACAGUGUUGUAUAGAUGAUUAGACGAUCGUUUUUGUCGAAGGAAUUGCGAUACGAUAUGUUGGUCACAUGGAUAAACUGGUCUCGUAUAUAUUCGAAAAGCUUUUAUCUGCUGCAUCUGUUUUAUUCAUAAUUAAAAAGAAA
This is a messenger RNA of Monomorium pharaonis (pharaoh ant), 5786 nucleotides long. It is a transcript of the gene dsd, whose product is annotated as attractin-like protein 1. The record is from RefSeq and is a predicted model, not a curated record. Lineage: Eukaryota; Metazoa; Arthropoda; Insecta; Hymenoptera; Formicidae. Gene Ontology annotation, molecular function: protein binding. The transcript is spliced from 12 exons. Gene Ontology annotation, cellular component: Golgi apparatus. Bases 1172 to 5155 code for a protein of 1327 amino acids.